Molecule: messenger RNA, 966 nt
Organism: Drosophila serrata
Lineage: Eukaryota; Metazoa; Arthropoda; Insecta; Diptera; Drosophilidae
Product: protein D3
Source: RefSeq, a predicted model, not a curated record
AGCUUUGUGCUAUCGUUGAAGGGCUUUUCACAAUUUUCCAUUGAAGACAAAUCAAUGUCGCAGCACAGGCUGACCGACCGAAUAAUCAGUUUAGAAACCGCGAUAAAGUUUACUUUGCAGUGUCUAUAAAACUAUUAUUUGUUGGUGUUAGCUGUUGCCAUCCCGACCGAGCAACCUUGGGGCUUCUCAACAUCCAGAUAUUAAUUAAUUAGAACUGAAAAUUUUAAUAAAACCGAAAGACAUCCGGUUUGUCAGUCUGAAGCUUUUGCUAUUGUUAUCACCCCACCGGCUUGGUCAUCAUUAGAGUGAUAAGAGCCCCAAAAAACCAGUAGCGUAAUUUUUCUUAACGCCACGUUACACGUAACACCAUGGAUGACAUAGUUCCCGAUGUUGUGGAUGCGGUUCCCGUUGGCGAUAUCCAAGUCACCUACGGCGAAGGCAAUGCGGUGAAACAGGGCAACGAGCUGACCCCCACCCAGGUAAAGGAUGAGCCGAGUGUUACUUGGGAAGGUCUCGCAGGAGAGUCCGACCUGAUAACUCUGCUGAUGGUGGAUCCCGAUGCUCCCAGUCGCCAGGACCCCAAGUUCCGAGAGAUCCUGCACUGGUCUGUGGUUAACAUUCCGGGCAGCGAUCUGUCGAAGGGUCAAUCUGUAGCGGCCUAUGUCGGAAGUGGCCCCCCCGAGGGCACUGGUCUGCAUCGCUACAUUUUUCUGCUCUAUCGUCAGACGGGCAAGAUCGAGAUCGAUACGCCCACAAUUCCGAAUACUGUUCGUGCUGGUCGUUUGAACUUUAACGCCAGGGAUUUCGCCGCCAAGCAUGGCCUGGGGAAUCCCAUUGCCGCCAACUACUACCAGGCGCAGUAUGAUGAUUGGGUGCCCAUUCGGAACAAGACUAUGACCGGCUAGUUUAUGCAUAUAUCAUGCCGGGUUUUCGUUUACCCAACAAUAAAAUAUAACCAAUCGCUUA